AUGGUGUUUGGAGGCCCUUUACAAUGCCGAAAUUCAACAGCCCCAAGCACACUUUCCUUUACCACCGCUGCGGUGUCUUCGAUUCUAAUGUUAAUAACAGUGCCAGGGAACCUCCUUAUUUGUGUUGCUGUUUGUAAAGAUCCGUGCAAAAGUUUGAGAACACCCUUCAAUCUCUUCUUGUUAAACAUUUCAGUGGCAGACCUUGUGGUGGGUGUUGGAGUGCUUCCUCUGUCCAUAGUAUACCACAUCAUGGAGGGAUUGGGUUCGUUUUCAGUUGCCUUGAUUAAGAUUUUACAUCUUCUUUUCUUCAUUUCUUGUACUGCGUCUGUAGUGGGAAUCGCUGUUUUGAGUUUAGAUCGCUACAUCUGCGUCACGUCUCCGUUAAAAUAUCGCUCAAGGUUGACGUCCUCGCGAGUGAAGAAAAUAUCUUUAGUCGUUUGGUUAAUUUCAACUGUGGGCCCUUCUGCUUACCUGUAUAUAGAUUUCAUAAUAUACACCUUUGUGUUUGCGAAUAGCACCAUUCUUCUUACUUUAAUCGUUUUAGUAUUUGUCCAUCAUAUGAUUUCAUGUAGUCUACGCUCUCAGCGAAAACUACUUCAUUCUCUUACUGACAGCGACAAGAUGAAAAUCAGAUUAAUCAAACGCGAUGAGAAAGUUACGAAAACAUUUCUAGUUUUUCUUUGCUCCUUUGUCGUUUUAACUUUGCCACCUUUGUGCUUUAGCUAUGUGUUAAAUUUCAGCACAACUUGCAGCUGCAAUACAUUUCAUGUUAUCAGAGAUUUUCAGUUCAUAUCGAUCUUAUUUCCCAGUUCCGUGAACCCGUUUAUAUAUGCGCUGAGAAUGGUAAACUUCAGAAAGACUAUAAGAGUUUUGUCUUUCAAAACGGCGCGGAAAUUUGUCAGUGUCCCUCCCACAUGGGAUUCAUAUUCAAGCGAUACUUUCCCUGGAGAGCUCAGACAGGAACCUGAUUCAGAGGCCAAUGGAUGCAUCAUCAACAAAACGAACCAAAAACCGAACACUUCAUCAAACCCUCUUCUGGCAGACACACUAAAUUCCAGCUUAGAUGUUGAAAAUGCUGCGAAAGAAACUUUGGUUGGUAAUGAUUCCUUAGACUGUAAUGUAAAACAAACUAUCAAGGAAGAACAACUCGGAAUAUCUCACUUUUACAGAGUUACUACUAAUUUAUGA
Molecule: messenger RNA, 1188 nt
Organism: Porites evermanni
Lineage: Eukaryota; Metazoa; Cnidaria; Anthozoa; Scleractinia; Poritidae
Source: the annotation of a GenBank genome assembly